AUGUCUCAUACCUGCCCUGCAACCAUCGAAGCUGGGGAACACCGCAUCUACAGCAAGUUCACCAUAAAGGGAGCGAUGUGGAACAACCCCGAGGACCACGACGAGGGCACCGUCCCGAUCUUCUUCACCGUAGACUCCGAUGUCUCCCUCCCCAGGUUCUCGUCUGUGGGCAGAGGACUCACUGUCCACUACAACACAUUCGAAGGCGGCUUUGACACGUUCCGCGGCAACAUCGGCGAUGGGAGGAUCUUCAUCAGGACCGGGAAAGGGAUCGUCAUCAAGGGCAAAAUCGACGGUGGACCGGAUGAGGGACAGAACUUUGUCGGCUCCGGCACUUGGACGCAGGCAUGA
This is a messenger RNA of Cyclocybe aegerita, 351 nucleotides long. The record is from the annotation of a GenBank genome assembly. NCBI's taxonomy places the organism in Eukaryota, Fungi, Basidiomycota, Agaricomycetes, Agaricales, Hemipholiotaceae.